Leucoraja erinaceus (little skate) is the source of this 1776-nucleotide messenger RNA. It is a transcript of the gene fbxo25, whose product is annotated as F-box protein 25. The transcript has 10 exons. The record is from RefSeq and is a predicted model, not a curated record. Gene Ontology annotation, cellular component: SCF ubiquitin ligase complex; nucleus; cytoplasm. Gene Ontology annotation, molecular function: protein binding. Gene Ontology annotation, biological process: protein ubiquitination. Lineage: Eukaryota; Metazoa; Chordata; Chondrichthyes; Rajiformes; Rajidae. The coding region runs from base 53 to 1165 and encodes 370 amino acids.
GCUGGGCUGGGCUGGGCUGUGCCGGGCUGUGCUGUGCCGGGCCGGGCUCGCCAUGCCGUUCUUGGGGCAGGAUUGGCGAUCCCCGGGAGAGUGUUGGGUGAAAUUCCAGGACGGGUGGAAACGCUCCCAGUUAUACCGGGAGGAGGAGGAGGAGAGCAACAUUAACGGCAGUCACCGAGAAAGGCAGCUGUGCACACGAUUGCAACAAGAGAGCAACGACAAUAAAAUUGUUGAAGACUGUGAGGUGGCAGCAAAAAAGCGGAAGAAAGAUCACUUUAACAUUAGCACACAAAGUGAAUACUUCUAUCGGGAAAAGUGGAUCCAUGUUCAUAAAGGAAGUACUAGAGAAAGACAUGGUUAUUGUACACUGGGAGAAGCUUUUAACCGUUUGGAUUUUUCAAGUGCAAUUGAAGACAUGAGAAGAUUCAACUAUGUUGUUAAACUUCUUCAACUAAUAGCAAACUCGCAGUUAACCUCUUUAAGUGGAGCUGCACAGAAGAAUUACUUCAAUAUUUUGGAAAAGAUUGUUCGGAAAGUGAUUGAGGACCAACAGAAUCCUCGACUAAUCAAAAACCUUCUCCAGGAUCUGGGUUCUGCACUCUGUAUCCUGGUUCGUGAGGUGGGAAGGUGUGUCCUUGUUGGAAACAUAAAUAUCUGGGUUUACCGAAUGGAAACAAUUCUGAAUUGGCAACACCAGCUAAAUAAUCUGAAGAUUACCAGGAGAAUAGGUAAUAGUGUGACACUGAGCGACCUUCCACUUCAUAUGCAGAGAAGUAUUCUGCAUAGGUUUUCUGAUGGCCUGGAUAUUAUCAACUUGGGACAGGUGACCUCUACUCUGCACAUGCUCAGUGAAGAUAAACACCUGUGGAAAAGUCUUUGCAAGUACCAUUAUUCAGAAAAGCAGUUUUGCAGACACUUGAUUUUGACUGAGAACGGUUGUGUUGACUGGAAGCUGAUGUACUUUACGCUUCAGAAGUACUGUCCAAAAAAGGAGCAAUAUGGAGACUCUCUUCAGUUCUGUCGCCAUUGCAGUAUUUUGUUCUGGAAGGACUACUAUCUUGCUUUAUUAUUCAAGGAUACAGGCCAUCCUUGUACAGCCAACAAUCCUGAAAGCUUCUGUACACCAGUUUCGCCUCAGCAUUUCAUCGAUCUUUUUAAAUUUUAAGUGCAACCACCUGUACUGAUGUUUUCAUUUUGGAUGGCCCGGAUCAUUUCAGAUAGAGGAAUGCUUUGAUUUUUUGUGCAAUAUGUUCGGUGAAGAUUUAUUAAAAAAAUAUAUAUAUCCGCUUAAAAUGUCAAACUUAAAAAUAAUGUAAGACAUUUAUUUCUUUAAAUCUAAAAGAAGAUAGCCCACCAAAUAUUUGCAUGUUUUGAUUCGAUUUAAUAAUGCUAAAACUUAAGUUUCAACAUUUUUGUAAAAGACACAUCACAUUUCAGGCUAAAUAUAUGCAAAUGAAGCAAUUGUUAGCUUUUUCUUUCGCAAAAAUUAUAUUGUGUUAGUGUUCUGCCAUUUCAACACUGCAUUUUUGGUUAGCUGACUUUUGGAGAAAGCAUUGGGAUCCUAAAUAGCACUUUGCACCACUAUUAUUAAGUUGCAGUUGUACAAGUAAACCUUUUGCUGCUUUGAUUCAUUGUGCAUUUAAUAUUUUCUUGAAAUAUGUGCAUUAUUUUGUUACAUUUUUCCAGCUACAUAUAAUGUUGCUGGGAUUAGUAAUCCCAAAUGUAUAUUGUGAGAAAAUUGAGGUGCACAUUAAUUUUUAAUAAAAUGUGUAUCUA